This is a messenger RNA of Thrips palmi, 708 nucleotides long. It is a transcript of the gene mRpL20, whose product is annotated as 39S ribosomal protein L20, mitochondrial. NCBI's taxonomy places the organism in Eukaryota, Metazoa, Arthropoda, Insecta, Thysanoptera, Thripidae. Gene Ontology annotation, biological process: translation; ribosomal large subunit assembly. The record is from RefSeq and is a predicted model, not a curated record. Gene Ontology annotation, cellular component: ribosome. The transcript has 4 exons. Bases 133 to 606 code for a protein of 157 amino acids. Gene Ontology annotation, molecular function: rRNA binding; structural constituent of ribosome.
UAAAUCAGGCUUUGGGGAGAUACUGCUACUGCUGUUGUAUGAGAAUACUGGUGGUCAGAUAUUUUCGUGUUCUGCUUUCUGCUGUGGUUUGUGUAUUUCUUUCCAAAAGAAAGUCAAGAGGACAUAUUCACGAUGGUGUUUUGGGGUUCAUCGCUGUUUUUCAAAUUUAAUCCCAACAGAAUUUACCAACCAGGACCAUCAAAGUUCUGGAGGAGACGUCGCAUUCUCCGAAUGAGUGCGCAUCAUUUCGGAAGAAGGAGGAAUUGUUAUCGUUUAGCAUUAAGAUCUGUGCAGAAAGCUUUGGUUUAUUCCACCAAGGCCCGUAAGCUGAGGUGCAAUGACUUACUCAAGCUGAACGGACAACGAUUAGCUAGUGCGUCAGAGGAGUUAGGAACAAAUAUCCGAGUAUUGAGGAUGGGUCUCCAUCACGCAAACGUGUGCCUCGACAAUCACAUGCUUGCUGAUCUUUCAAUUUGGGAACCAAGAACAUUCCAGGCCCUCAGCAAUUUUGCGUGGAAUAAUUACACCUCCCAAGGACUUGGAGAUAUUCAUGAUUUAGGAAGCCCUCCAGAAGGUGUCAUUUUGCGUGGGUACAAAAGGCAAUGAUCUGCUGUUUGUGAAACGUGUAGAGCCUUUGGUCAAUCUUCUUAGUUAUAUUUUUUUUUUCCUGCAAAUAAUUUUUCUGUUUAAAUAAAGAUUGUUGGUGUA